GAGAUUGUCAAGGCAACCGCUGUUUCUCAAACAAUAUAAUUCGUAUUUUUAAUGAUUUACCAAGUUUAUAUUCAACAAUAUAUGUAAUUAUAACAAUUAUAACAAACAAGAACGUAUUAAAAAUAAGUAAAAAGAAUAAUGUAUCAUUUUAAGUUUCAUUUUUUAAAAACGUCAGUGCCAGCUGACUAUGACCCGGAAGUUGAUUUGUUCUCAGAAAGAGCUCCUCUGCUUUCCUGGACCGGUAUGGAGGGUCAUGGCAUCCUGAAAGCCUUCCCCAAAGUAAAAAGACCCAGGCCUAAUGAGCAGAAGGACGCGCCUCCCCUCAAGAAGACGCUCGCUGAACCAAUAAAAGGUACAGUUUUCCAAGGAACCACAAUAUACAUAGUUCCAGCUGGUAUAGGGAAAGCCAGGUGUGAUAUAUUUCAUCGGCAGAUCACCCAGAAUGGAGGACAGGUAGUUUCCACAUUCUCUCCCAGCUGCACACAUGUUGUUGUUGAUGAUUCAGUUGAUUGUAAGAGAGCUUUGAGACUUCUGAAAGUGGAAAGAUUGCCCUCUGCUGUUCAACUGGUCAAAUGCACUUGGUUGAGUGCCUGCAUCAGUGAGAAAAGUUUACUAGACCCUGAAGACUACAGCCUUCUUCCUCCUGAGAGUCCCACAGUUGCUCUUGCUGAGGAGACAAAUAAGACGGCAGUCAGCCCAGUUCCAGAUGUAGCAGCAGCAGCACGGGAUCCUUUGAAAAUCCUUGAAAAUCAAGAAAACCCUCAAGAAAAUCUCACAGAGACGGUGCCAGAGGUUCAGGAGGAGCACCAUGAAGAAGAUGGUGUAUCUCAAAACGAUCUGGAAGCCUUGAUCAGUGGCGUUCACCCAUCUGAAAGCAGCCCGACUCAGAGUUUGGCAGAGAAUCCAGUUUUGUCUGGGAAGUGGGUCUGUUCCCAACCAUCCACAACUAAAGGGGAGAACCAUAACAAGCACAUUACUGACAAACUGGAGCCACUGGCCAAAGCCUAUACGCACACGGGCGAUAAAUGGAGAGCUCUGGGCUAUUCUAAAGCGAUCAAUGCCCUUAAGAGCUACCACAAGCCUAUCACUUCAUAUGAGGAAGCGUGUAAGAUCCCAGGCAUUGGUAAACGCAUGGCAGACAAGAUCAUGGAAAUCAUGGAAAGUGGGCACUUGCGUAAACUGGAUCACAUUGGGGAGGAGGUGCCUGUUCUUGAAAUGUUCACUAACAUCUGGGGCGCUGGGGCCAAGACUGCUCAGAUGUGGUAUCAACAGGGAUUUCGCACAUUGGAGGAUAUUCGCACUAAGGCGGUUUUGAAUCACACUCUAAGGAUUGGACUAAAACACUACGAUGACCUCCUUGAGCGGAUGCCAAGAAGUGAAGCAAAUGCCAUCGAGAAAAAGGUGAAGGAGGCAACUCACAGUGUGGACACACAGCUGGUGGUUAUGGCAUGUGGUUCAUACCGCAGGGGCAAGAGCACGUGUGGAGAUGUGGACGUCCUCAUCACUCACCCUGAUGGAGAAUCACACAAGGGUGUUUUCAGCAAAGUGUUGCACCACCUCCAUCAGAGUGGUUUCCUGACAGAUGACCUUGUUAGCCAUGAGGAGAAUGGUGAACAGAAGAAGUACAUGGGCAUCUGCCGGCUUCCAGGCCCUUCACAGCGCCACAGGCGCUUAGACAUCAUUGUAGUGCCCUAUGCUGAAUUUGCAUGUGCUCUUCUGUACUUCACUGGCUCCGCCCACUUCAACAGAUCAAUGAGGGCAUUGGCUAAGACCAAACACAUGAGCCUAUCAGAGCACUCGCUGAACUGUGCUGUGGUGCGGCAGCGUGGUGUGAAGCUGGUGGCGGGAACUCCUUUACACACACCUACAGAGAAGGAUGUCUUCAAACACCUCAGCAUACCGUACAGAGAACCACAUGAGCGAGACUGGUGACAAGGGAGGCUACAUUCAUAUUAUGUUAUAUGACUAUGCUUUGCAUGAGAACACUAUGAUUUUAACUAUAUACAAUCAUGCUGUUGUAAUCACAUUUCUGUGGGAGUGCACUAUAGAAUUGUUUUAAUUUGCAUCAUGUGGUAUUAAAGUUCUUAAACUUUUUAUUGGAUGCAUUUUUAUGAGAAGUGUCAUUACCUCUUGAUGUAUAUUACUCAAAGUAUGUAAAUUAUUAAAUCCUCCUCAAAAAGUG
Onychostoma macrolepis is the source of this 2182-nucleotide messenger RNA. It is a transcript of the gene poll, whose product is annotated as polymerase (DNA directed), lambda. Gene Ontology annotation, cellular component: nucleus. The coding region runs from base 139 to 1932 and encodes 597 amino acids. Gene Ontology annotation, molecular function: DNA-directed DNA polymerase activity; DNA binding. The record is from RefSeq and is a predicted model, not a curated record. Gene Ontology annotation, biological process: double-strand break repair via nonhomologous end joining. Lineage: Eukaryota; Metazoa; Chordata; Actinopteri; Cypriniformes; Cyprinidae. The transcript is spliced from 9 exons.